AUGAAAAUUUGGUUGGGUUUUGAUGUGGACGCUUCAUAUUUCAGAUUGAACAAUGUGUUCAUCAUCGGUAAGGGCACAAAAGCAUUGGUAAGUUUACCGGGUGCAACGAAGGGUGUAAGAUGCGCCAUGGUAAUAAAAUCAUCAAAACUGUGGGCAGUGUUGCAAGGAAUAGUGUGUGUUCAUAAAGCGAGAGACGUUUCGUUGGCAGCACUCAAAAAGAUUCUCACAUCAGCAAUAUGCGCGAAUGCAAAUGCUGCGGUUCGAACACCUGAACAGCAACUGCCUUUAAUUGAAAUGCCCAUCGUUGAACCUCAUCCCAAAUCGCAAGCAUUGGUCAUUACAGGCUUACGGAAACAACUUGAUUACACGCAUCAUCCGUUGGUUGUUGGUGAACCGUUUCGGAAAGAGGACAUCCGAGUUGAAGAACUCAAUUAUAUGGAACCAACCAGUUGUGGAGUUUGUCGUGAGCAUUUUCUUGUU
Molecule: messenger RNA, 480 nt
Organism: Anisakis simplex (herring worm)
Lineage: Eukaryota; Metazoa; Nematoda; Chromadorea; Rhabditida; Anisakidae
Source: the annotation of a GenBank genome assembly